Molecule: messenger RNA, 780 nt
Organism: Pseudovirgaria hyperparasitica
Lineage: Eukaryota; Fungi; Ascomycota; Dothideomycetes; Acrospermales; Acrospermaceae
Exons: 1
Coding region: 190-696 (168 amino acids)
Source: RefSeq, a predicted model, not a curated record
UCCUUGUGAAAGAUGGCCGACUUGCGUGCUUGAGUGAUGAUGUGUUAAACUCGGUAAUUUGGACUUACUACUAUGCAAAUACGAUACUGAAGAGAAGGAUGAGCAGCAGGAUUGACGUCUUAUAGUCUAUAACCCCAUAGUACCUAGGUAGAUAGGUACUAGUAGUAAGUACUAGUGUUAGACAGGUAGAUGCUGACUAAGUGGACGACUUCCCGAGUCAAGCCUUUGAGCCAUGUCCACCUACGCAGCUCCAGGAGUCAUGCCCCGUGUCGAGCGUCAACCAUCGACGUCUUUAUAGAUUACUGCAUUCGGCGCUUCUCGUCCAUCCGUGACUCCAUCUCUCGGCUUCUCACCGCUCUUCAUCGUGAUCGAUUUAAGACGGUGGAUACGAAAAACAUUUCAUGUCUAGCCCCGCAGGGUUCACGAUCCUACAGAGAAAGAGUAGACUGGGUAGUAGCCGUGGCCCCUAACCCUUUGCAUUCGCGCCUGCAGUCAGCUUCUACCAAUCGCUGCAAACCAACAUCCGGAGCACGGCCUAAGCCUUACGCCGCUCUGGCCUUGUCCGGACUUCACUUCGUAUCUCGUCUUCAUGGCAUGACGGGACUGUUGAUCGGAAACCCAGCACAGACAGCCGACGGACGCUUAUGCCGGUAUUGCAUCGAACCCCAGCACGCGACACGUCCGGCUGCGAGAUAGAGUGCGCUGGCGCUACGCUUGUGGCUUUGGCCUGCUGACAUCAUAGGUCGUGGUACUUCGGAUGAGUGAAAGCCAGUAUGUCCC